Molecule: messenger RNA, 2212 nt
Organism: Ctenopharyngodon idella (grass carp)
Lineage: Eukaryota; Metazoa; Chordata; Actinopteri; Cypriniformes; Xenocyprididae
Product: zona pellucida sperm-binding protein 3-like
Exons: 8
Coding region: 45-1385 (446 amino acids)
Biological process (GO): binding of sperm to zona pellucida; positive regulation of acrosome reaction; egg coat formation
Cellular component (GO): extracellular matrix
Molecular function (GO): acrosin binding
Source: RefSeq, a predicted model, not a curated record
GGAAAAGUUAAAAGUCAGCAUUAAGGAUCUGGCAGUUUCUAAAUAUGGGGUGGAGGCAAUUUGGCUUUGGAUUGGUGUUUAUGCUUGCUUUUGGCCUGUGUGAAGCACAGUGGCAAGGAAGGUCAAUACAUAAUCAGUACCCAAUUGGGCAAAAGCCAUUAGUGCAAGAUUCUCAACGGGGUGAAUCCAGGGUUCCCCAGAGAUAUGAACCCAAUAAUCCUGUAUUUGCACCACAAAGGUUUCCCGCUCCAUUUCCUGUCCAAACACCAGCCAGGGCUGACUUUGGAAAGCCUUCUCAAGAUCUUUUGGGUGUUCAGUCAAAAGAGCUGUUACAGGGUCCAUUGGUGAAACUGACGUGGAGUUUUCCAAGUCUACCAGAGGAACCACAGCAGCCAGACAUUCCCUUUGAGCUCCCGCAUCCUAUCCCUCCCAACAGUGUAGCAGCUCAGUGUGGAGAGAAUUCAGUGUAUGUGGAAGUGAUGGAGGACUUCUUUGGGACGGGGCACCCACUGUUGUCCUCUGCUUUUACAUUGGGAGGCUGUGCUGCAACUGGAGAGGAUCCUUCUGCUCAAGUGCUCAUCUUUGAGUCUGAACUGCAUGGAUGUAGCAGCACAUCAACAGUGAGUGAGGAUGAGCUUGUCUAUACAUUCUCCCUUAUCUACACCCCACAAGAGGCUUCAUAUGGUGUUCCUAUUGUCAGGAGCAGUGGUGCGGUAGUUGGUAUUGAGUGUCACUAUCCAAGAGUGCAUAAUGUGAGCAGCAAUGCCUUAAUACCCACUUGGGUCCCAUAUGCCUCUACUAUAGUUGCAGAGGAACUUUUGGUCUUCUCCCUCAAGCUCAUGACUGAUGACUGGAGAUUUGAGAGACCUUCUAAGCAGUACUUCCUGGGUGAUUUCAUUAACAUCGAGGCUUCAGUGAGGUCGUACAACCACAUUCCUCUUCGUGUGUUUGUGGAUAGCUGUGUGGCUACUUCAAUCCCUGAUACCAGUGCUGUACCCAGAUACUCCUUUAUUGAGAAUAAUGGGUGCCUUGUUGAUGCCAAGCUCACAGGCUCCACCUCUCGCUUUAUGCCCCGGACUCAAAUUGACAAGCUGCAGUUUCAGUUGGAGGCAUUCAGAUUCCAGCAAGAGAUUAGUGGAUUUGUCUACAUCACUUGUGUUCUCAAGGUGUCUGCAGCAUCAAACCCUACUAAUGUUGAGCAGAAAGCUUGCUCUUGGUCUGCUAAUAGGUGGGUGUCUGCUGAUGAGGACGAUCAGGUGUGUGGCUGCUGUGAUGCAACCUGUGGCAUUAGAAGUGGAAGUGAUCAGCUUCUUAAAGAUCUACGGUGGGACAUGGCAUCUGUUGGACCCAUCAGAGUCAAGGACUAUGGUUUCGGUCCAGUGUAGUGUAAUAACUGCAGAACGGCAAAAUAAAUUCUUCCUGGUCAUAUAGUUGAGUUACUGGAUUAUCUAAAUCUUCAGUCAGUGUUGGUGGCUAAAUUUCAGUGCUGAUGACUGGAACUUCGGGUGCUUUUCAAUACUCAAAUUGAUGCUUUCUUGUUUCCUCACUCCUCCGUCCUCCAGCCUGUGACCUGGAAAUAGGUCAAAGAAAGCCAUCUUGAAGGAAAUAUCAGUUCUCUAAUUGCACCGUGAGGAAGCUUUCAGAGGAGCUAUGAGCGAGGAUGCACAGGAGAUGAGAUGCGAGGAAAGGAAACAAGGAUGCACAAAUUAGAAAUGAGAAGCACCCAUUGUUUUUGAGUUCUAGGAAGCACAUGUAAGCUGUCUUUACAGGAGCAAGGCACUUAACCCUAUGUUAGUGUAGUGGAAGUCACUUUGCAUAAGUGGGCCCUCAAAAUUACCAUUUGACAAACCGUUGGUUUGAUUAGACAUGCAAUUUCAAUAGUUGCUCCCAUGGUUAUUAACUUAAACAAAUGUAACUUGUGCAGACAAUGAGGCCUCUUGUCUUGGUUUCAAUGUGUGAAUAUUCAGUGUUUUCAAAGCUCUUUACAUCACAUGGUGAUGCUACGGCAUUGUACAGGAAAAAGGCACAUUGGGCUUAGAAUUGCUUAAACUGCAAUUCACAGUGUAAACUGGCUAGAUGGAAGCGUUCAAACGAAGCAUCAGUGAGGUCCGGUCUCUAACUUUCCUGCCCAGAGAAGAUCUGAACAAUUGUAGGUUAAGCUUGAUAUGCACUCAUUUUUCCAAAGUUUAAAUAAAAUCAAACUGCAACUAUA